Messenger RNA from Botrytis fragariae, 310 nucleotides. RefSeq lists its product as uncharacterized. The transcript has 2 exons. Bases 101 to 310 code for a protein of 69 amino acids. The record is from RefSeq and is a predicted model, not a curated record. NCBI's taxonomy places the organism in Eukaryota, Fungi, Ascomycota, Leotiomycetes, Helotiales, Sclerotiniaceae.
UAUUGCUAUCUUUAAGAAACAUCAUCUCAUCUAGCACAAUGCUCGAGAUGAAAAUCUUCACUCUCUCUACUUCAUCGUUCCCAGCGAAUUAAAUUCCGGCAUGAGAAUGAGGAAGGUCACGACGGUGAUGUCCUUGGGGAAUGAGGAUCCGAUGCAGCCCUGCCUUUCUGAUGAUGGAGUUCGCGCUCAAUCUGGGGUGGGAUUGGAUGAGAUGGCGAAACCAAGACGUCACGAUCUUAGAUGCCGUGCAAUAAAGACUAUCAAGUGGUGUCCUCAUACCUCGGUUCAUCUUUGCAAGCAAGCAUUAUAA